CUUCGAUCCUCCGGUCGCAUAGCUACGAUGUAGGGCGACGGAGGCUACAGGCUGACUCAAAACUGGUGCGCGAGCGAAUUGAUCGGGAUUCCUCGAGAUUUCUCGUGUACAUUCAUUUUGCACCGAGUUAUAUGCACACCUGUGCGAUACACACGUUGGUUUUUGGAAGCUCGGGGUGCUGAGUUUUGAAUCAACCUGUAGAAGCUAACAAGUUCUUAUUCGUACCGUUUUCUUGGUUAGCGGAGCGAUUCGCCGCGGAGUUCUUUCCACUGGUUUCUUUGUUCUUUUCGCGCAGGUGAAACGAGCGUUUGAUCGUUCGGCCUUGUCCGACACCUGCUCGUUUACGUCAGAAGCGCGUCGAUGCGGUUUGCGAUUGAAACGGGGAAAUUCGGAGAAGGGAACCUUGGUUUGAACGUUCAGCCACUGGUAGAAUUUAGUUGAAUGUCGUUUGAAACACGUUGUCGUUUCCCGCGAGUCUCAUUUAUGAAGCUGGAUAUAAUUGAACGCGUUACUCGUUCUCCCCGAUGAGCGAAGUUUCAAGAAGCUGGUGGAGGUUGAAGGAGGCAUGAAGAAUACCUUGCUGACGGGAUUGGCGGAGCUGGUGGGCACCGCGAUCCUGGUGUUCAUUGGGUGCAUGGGAUGCGUCGCCAGCCUCGGCGUGACACCGUCCCACCUGCAGAUCGCGUUGACCUUCGGCCUGGCGGUGAUGCUCGUGAUCCAGAGUAUCGGACACAUCAGUCAAGCCCACGUUAAUCCCGCUAUCACGGUGGGAGCAGUGAUCCUCGGGAAGAAGACGCUUUCCGAGGCAGUGGUGUACCUUUUAUCGCAGCUGAUCGGUGCGGUCCUCGGCUACGGCAUGUUAAAGGUGGUGACGCCAGCAGGUCAUCUGACGAGCACAGGGUCCGGCGAGUCGGACGUAUUUUGUGUGACCGAUCUGCACGGCGAUCUGUCGGCGAUCCAGGGCCUGCUGGUGGAGGGAAUCGCGACAGGCAUAUUAAUGCUGGUCGCGUGCGCGGUCUGGGACCCGAAGAACGUGAAGAACACGGACUCGGUGCCGGUGAGGUUCGGAUUGGCGGUCGCCGUGCUGGCCACGGCCUUUGGGCCCUAUACCGGCUGCAGCAUGAACCCCGCCAGGUCGUUCGGUCCAGCACUCUGGAACAACCAAUGGACUCACCACUGGAUCUACUGGUUCGGACCCAUUGGUGGUUCGCUGCUGGUCUCCUUCCUCUACAAGACCACUUUCGGCGCGAGGACCGAGGAAGAGGAAAGCGGGCCCGAGUCGGUAGCGCUGAACACCGUCACCAGUCACAAGUAAUCGUGUCUGAGCAGAAGCGACCGAGGCGCAGCUCGAUCGACGUUUCCUUCGGAAAACCACGGGAGAUUAAGCGAUUAACAGGGAACAGGGAGAGAGAGAAAGGGAGAGAGAGUGAGUGGAGGUGAGGCGGGCAGCUCCCGAAGUCCGCGGAACAUCCGACGAUCAAAGUGGAUCGGGCGGAGCUGGAAAGCUCGGAAUUCCCGUUCACCGCUCCGCGAAGUAAACCCGGCAGCCGACCACGUGUCCCAGCCUGGGAGACACCGAGCACAACCAUCUGGAUCCCAGGCCAUAGAUCGCGAUCAUAUUUCGCGAAAAUCGCGCAAGACUGUCCCCGUUCGACGCAGUGGUUCUCAAUUGCGUCCCGAUGAACAAAACACAACCAUGAUCUUAUAAUGUCAUUAGCUUAAUACCUUCGCUUAACAAUGUUGUAAUUGACGAUUUUAUAAUUUAGUUGUAUUGCAAUAUUGUAAUAUUAUGAUUGAUAGCGUUACGAUCACGUGCUAAUGUAAUUGGUGAUAUAAGUUUAUAAUGUUACGAUAAUGUUAUAAUUUACUUUGUUGUUGUUACUUUGCGUUGAUGAUAUAAUAUGUACUGUUACAGUUGAUAAUAUUAUAAUUUUAUAAGAUCACGAUCGAUAACGUUAUAGAUCUGUGUUGUUCUAGUUACCAAUAGUACAAUCGCAAUGUCUUAGUCAGCGAAGCUAGGAUCUCUAAGGAAACUAGCAAGAAUCACCUAGAUCUCCGAAAGAGAACCACUGCGUCCGCUCGUCAUUCAUCGAUCUAUCGCUCCGUAGAUCGCCUAGAGUCUCGUUUGAAUACUCCGUUCUGUCCCCGAGGUAUAUGUACCGCGGUGUACAUAAUCGUUACGUUUUUAUAGACCAAAUCCCAAGUCCAAUUGUCCAUUUUUAUUGCCCGAAAUUCUCAUCGAUCCUCACUGUUAAAAUAGAGAGACGAAAAUAAAAGAGGAAUAAAAGCUUCUCGUUCGAAUA
Messenger RNA from Nomia melanderi (Alkali bee), 2303 nucleotides. RefSeq names its product aquaporin-like. NCBI's taxonomy places the organism in Eukaryota, Metazoa, Arthropoda, Insecta, Hymenoptera, Halictidae. The record is from RefSeq and is a predicted model, not a curated record. Gene Ontology annotation, cellular component: plasma membrane. Gene Ontology annotation, biological process: transmembrane transport. Gene Ontology annotation, molecular function: channel activity.